This is a messenger RNA of Cyphellophora europaea CBS 101466, 546 nucleotides long. RefSeq lists its product as uncharacterized. The record is from RefSeq and is a predicted model, not a curated record. Gene Ontology annotation, cellular component: mitochondrion. The transcript has a single exon. Bases 1 to 546 code for a protein of 181 amino acids. Gene Ontology annotation, biological process: mitochondrial respiratory chain complex II assembly. NCBI's taxonomy places the organism in Eukaryota, Fungi, Ascomycota, Eurotiomycetes, Chaetothyriales, Cyphellophoraceae.
AUGUCUCUGCGAAUCUCCGGCCUCAGGAGGCUCUCCUCAGCUCCACGCGCACACCUCUUCACCCGCCGCUCCUUUGCCUCUGUCAACUCCCUUCGGAUUGACUUCACCGAUCCAUUCUCAGGGCCGUCACCUCCUAAGCUACCAAAGGAGGAUCAAGAAGUCUUCGAAAACCUGCAGAAACAAUCGACCGGAGCUUUCUCUUCUGCUCGAACCCCUCCCAAAAUCAACCAGUCCCCGGACUCUACCCCCGCUGAAGCGGAUCAAGCUCAGGAGACAGUCGAAGCUCGAGCCGAAGCGCUGGCAGAUGCACGAAAUGGCGACAUGGAUGCCAGUACGAGUCAAGGUUUCAAGGAUGCGUGGCAAAAGGAGAUCGAAGCGCGUGGCAAAGGCGACGAGCUACAUCCCAAUAUGAGGAGGGGAUCGAAGCCCGAAUUUGAGGGUGAUGUCAAUCCAAAAACAGGCGAAGUUGGUGGGCCGAAGAAUGAGCCGUUGCGAUGGGGUGCUGGAGGCGAGUGGACGUACAACGGAAGGACAACAGAUUUUUAA